AUGGAAUCGCUCAAGAAACUGUUGAUUGCCAAUCGGGGCGAGAUUGCUGUGAGGAUCAUCCGAACGGCGAAGAAACUGAACAUCCAAACCAUAGCUAUAUACACCGAGCCCGAUGCAGCAUCCACUCAUGUCCACCUCGCGGACAAAGCAGUCCUACUUCAAGGCCCCCCAUCCAAGGCAUAUCUAGAUGGGGAUCAGAUCAUCGACAUCGCCAAGCAGCAUCACGCGCAGGCCGUUAUACCCGGAUAUGGGUUCUUGUCUGAGAAUGCGGACUUUGCACGAUCGGUUGCACAGGCCGGCCUCGUCUUCGCCGGUCCUUCGCCCGAGUGCAUCGAGGCAUUUGGUCUUAAGCACACUGCGCGGGAGCUAGCUACCAAAGCGGAUGUGCCUAUUGUUCCUGGCUCAAAAGGACUGGUCCAGAGUGAGAAUGAAGCUAUUGAAAUUGCACAGGAGCUUGGAUUCCCAGUUAUGCUGAAAGCCACCGCAGGAGGCGGGGGAAUGGGCCUUCUGACCUGCCACUCAGUGCAGGAAGUUCGCCAAUCGUUCGCGACAGUCCGUUCGCGCGGCGAAGCACUUUUCAAGAAUGCCGGCAUAUUCAUCGAGCGCUAUUACCCAUACAGCCAUCAUAUCGAAAUCCAAGUCUUUGGUAAUGGCCAGGGCAAGGCUGUAGCAAUCGGUGAGCGCGAGUGUAGCAUCCAGCGCCGCCACCAGAAGGUCAUUGAAGAAUGCCCCAGCCCCUUUGUGACUAAACACAGCGGGCUCCGUGAGAAGCUUUGUCAAGCUUCAGUCCGCCUGGCCGAGUCUAUUCGCUACGGCUCCGCAGGUACGAUUGAGUUUCUUGUAGAUGACGAAACAGGCUCUUUCUUUUUCCUGGAGAUGAAUACGCGUCUGCAAGUGGAGCAUGGCAUCACGGAGCUUUGUUACGGCAUCGAUCUCGUCGACCUGAUGUUCAAACAGGCUGCUGCCAUGGUCUCAGGAAAAAAUGGUCUUGAUGCAUCGGUGCUGGAGAACUUAUCUGUCCAUGCCCCUUCCGGUGCAGCUAUAGAAGCCCGCGUCUAUGCCGAGAAUCCGGCUAAGGAUUUUGCUCCGUGUCCUGGAACUUUGCAAGAUGUCGAAUGGAAAGAAUUACGGGGUUCCAGGAUUGACACAUGGGUUUAUAGAGGAAUUGCCGUCUCUGCAAAUUACGACCCGCUUCUGGCAAAAGUAAUGUAUCAUACGCCGACACGAAAGCAGACAAUUGAGGGCAUGCAGACCAUAUUGCGAGAGUCGCGUAUCUGUGGCCCGCCAACGAACCUGGAGUUUCUAGCCUGUAUUCUGUCAGAUGAACGGUUUGUUGCUGGAGAUACCGUGACGAAAUUUCUGGAUGACUUUGAUUUCCGCCCCUCAGCAAUUGAUGUGAUUUCUGGUGGCGCAUAUACCCUGAUCGAAGACUGGCCUGGUCGUCCCACACUAGGCAGAGGCUUCUGUCACUCCGGCCCCAUGGACCCGUUAGCAUUUCGCAUUGCCAAUGCACUCGUGGGCAAUCCUAUCGGGACUGAGGCGUUGGAAAUCACCCUCAGUGGGCCGGAUCUGCGAUUCCUGGGUCCAGCUGUGGCCUCCCUUUGUGGCGCGGACAUAGAUGCCACCCUUGAUGGACAGCCCGUUGCGAGAUGGUCUCGAUUCACUAUUACCGCCGGUCAGCGCCUCACUAUCGGGAAGGUCACUGGAGGCGGCUGUAGAGCUUACCUUGCUGUGUAUGGGGGUUUCUCGAACGUGGCGGAAUGGUUUGGCUCCAAAUCGACUUCUCCUAUGGUUGGCGUUGGUGGAUAUCAAGGCCGUCAGUUGGCAGCAGGGGAUUUGCUGUCUAUUUCCCCCGACCCGCCAACUACUUAUGGCAAUAUGUCACUUCCAGAUCACCUUAUACCCGAGUAUCCCAGACACUGGGAACUGCUCUCUAUGCCAGGUCCAUUUGAUGUGGGCUACAUCGCCGACGAGAGCAUUGACAUGCUAUUUGAGACAGAAUGGAAAGUGUCCCACAACGCCGCCAGAGGCGGCAUACGAUUGAUUGGCCCAAAGCCCAAAUUCUCGCGCCCUGAUGGCGGGGAAGGGGGUGCACAUCCAUCCAACUUGAUCGAGUAUGGUUAUGGAAUAGGCGCCAUCAACUGGACUGGCGAUGACCCUGUUAUUUUCCCCGUCGACUCUCCAGACCUUGGGGGUUUUAUCAGUAGUCACACGAUUGUGAAAAGUGAUUUUUGGAAAAUAGGCCAGCUUCAAGCAGGGGAUACUUUGAAAUUCAGGGCUGUGUCUUUGGAGGAUGCGAUAUCGUCCCGUCGGCAUAUGGAAUCAUUCGUGGAUGCUGUUGUACAUGCCUGCAAUGGGGCUGGUGAUUUCGGCGGUGUUGCGCCUCUGAACCGCUCUCUGCCACCCGAGUUGAAAGGAAAAUCUCGGGGCACCGGCGUUGUUAAUCAGAUUCAGGAGCAAGGCAACAGGCCUCUUGUGACGUAUAGACAGAAUGGAGACGACUACCUUCUGAUUGACUAUGGCCAUGGAGCUUUUGACCUGAAUCAUCGGUGCAGAGUCACAGCGCUUAAGAAAGUCCUAGUCGAAGCCCAUGGAGACAUAUCUUUCUCCAAUGGUCUUGUCGGUAUGCCAGCUGAAACCCCGACAGCGCUCAUGCUCCAUUACAAUGGCUUGAGACUCCCGCGUGAGAAGCUUCUCAGCUACCUCCACUCAAUCGAAUCCGAACUGGGAGACCUUAGCCGAAUAAGAAUGCCCAGUCGUCUAUUUAAGCUCCCCUUGACCUUCGAAAGCAAGAAACAGACAGAAGCCAUUACCAGAUACAUGGAGACGCAACGCCCGUAUGCGUCAUACUUACCGGAUAAUAUCGACUUCAUAGCCAAGAACAACGCGUUCUCGAAGGCUCAGCUUGAGGAGAUCUUCUUGACGGCCAAUUUCAUGGUUAUUGCUGUCGGCUUCUUUACGGCGCUUCCUCUUUCUCUUCCCGUCGACCCACGACAACGUAUGUGUUGUCCCAAAGCGAACCCGUCGCGGGUGUUCACGCCGGGCGGCUCGGUGUCGUGGGGAGGUAGCUGUAUGGCAUUAUACAACGUCGAUUCUCCCGGCGGGUAUCAAAUGGCAGGGAUGACAAUCCCAGGCGUCGAUAUCCUCGGCUCCAAACAAGGCUAUGGCGCAAAUAAGCCUUGGCUAUUUGAAGAUUUCGACCAGCUGACCUUCUACCGCGUUUCAGAAGAAGAAUAUGGGGAACAGCUCGCCCUCUUCAAAAGUGGGCGCUACGAGUAUCAAUGGGAGGAAACCGAGUUCGAUAUGGCGGAGCACAACAAACUCCUCAAAGAGACCAAGGAUGAAGUGUCUGCCAUUAGGGAUCGCCAGAGAGAAGCGCAGGCGAAGAUGGAUCAAUUGGAGAAUGAUCUGAUGCAGAAAUGGGUAAAGGAGAAGGCUGAGAAGGAGAUACCGAGUGAUACGAUUGAGACUUUGCUACAAGCCACUAGAACUGACUUCAUUUCCGUAAUAAUAGAUCCCCAGAUCAUGCCUAUCGAAGCACCUCUCAGCGCCAACGUGUGGAAGAUUGAGGUGAAAGAGGGUGACAAGCUCGACGAGGACCAUCUUGUCGCCAUUCUCGAAGCGAUGAAGCUUGAGAUCAACGUCAGGGCUGAACCAUCAGCUGUUGGAGGGACUGUUGACAAGAUCCUGGUCAAGCAGGGUGACUCGAUCGAGGCAGGGAAGCCAAUGUUUCUGAUUCGGAAACAAGGAUAG
Penicillium lagena is the source of this 3753-nucleotide messenger RNA. Its product is annotated as bifunctional urea carboxylase/allophanate hydrolase. The transcript is spliced from 9 exons. The record is from RefSeq and is a predicted model, not a curated record. NCBI's taxonomy places the organism in Eukaryota, Fungi, Ascomycota, Eurotiomycetes, Eurotiales, Aspergillaceae. Bases 1 to 3753 code for a protein of 1250 amino acids. Gene Ontology annotation, molecular function: metal ion binding; ATP binding.